ACAAACCCCCCUCUAGAGUAUCACGUUGGGUGGGUGAUGGAUUCCAGGGACCAUGGGCCAAGACCACCCUCUGUCAGCAGUUCAAAUGCUUCAUCUUCAGAAGGUGUACCACUCACAGGAAGCUGCAGCUACACACCUCAUUCAUUCCCAAAGUUCCAGCAUCCUUCUCAUGAACUGCUGAAGGAAAAUGGCUUCACCCAACAAGUGUACCACAAAUAUCGUCGAAGGUGCUUAAGUGAGAGAAAACGCUUGGGAAUUGGACAGUCACAGGAAAUGAAUACCCUCUUUCGUUUCUGGUCCUUCUUCCUCAGAGACCACUUUAAUAGGAAAAUGUACGAGGAAUUUAGACAACUUGCUUGGGAAGAUGCAAAAGAGAAUUACAGGUAUGGGUUAGAAUGUCUGUUCAGGUUUUAUAGUUAUGGACUGGAAAAAAAAUUCAGACAAGAAAUUUUUAAGGAUUUUCAAGAAGAAACCAAAAAAGACUACGAAUCUGGCCAACUAUAUGGACUGGAAAAAUUUUGGGCCUAUCUGAAAUAUUCUCAAUCUAAGACCCAGUCUGUCGACCCAAAACUUCAGGAAUACCUCUGCAGUUUUAAGAAGUUAGAAGAUUUCCGUGUUGAUCCACCUACUAGUGAAGAAUUUGGAAGAAAAAGCCAUUCAUCUACUUCUGGGGAGGAGAGUAUUCACCAUACACUUCCAUCUCACCCUUUGACGCCACCUCCAAGUGCUGCUGAGCCUGCAUCUGCCAGGAAACAUCAGUCCCAACCAGUAUGCCCAGGAGAAAUCCUCAGGAGCCCAGUGACAACUCACAGUGACAGUGCUGCCGUGGCCUCUAGGGGUGAAGUACCAGGGAAGUAGAUGCUGACACAAAAGUUGUGUGUUCUUGAAAUCAACGUUGGCUUCAAUGUGUAUGUGGAUAGAUCUUCUGAUGUUUAAUUGUGAUAAUCAGAAAAACAGAAAGGAAGAAAAGUUGUAGUCUUUUUCUUUUUCUAGCAAGAUGAAUUCCAUGUUUUCACUGAUUCCACAAACAAAGUCUGGUUGCCCUUAGGAGGGCCUGUGGGAUCUUUGCCAUCAGGUUUUCUUGACGUUUAUAAGAACAAAAUUCCUUUAUGUUUAAACACACACACACACACACACACACACACACACACACACACACACACACACGGAAUACCUGACAUUUCAGCUCAUCCCUCUUACAGGAGAUACAGUGUGUUGUAUUCAUCUCUUCUGUAGAACUCUCAGAGAGUCAGUGGUCUCCCUGUCAAUCUAUGUUUGAACAUGUAAAAAAAAGCAAGGGAGGAUUAUGUAUAUAGGUAUUAAAUUCAGAAAUGGAUAUGAAACAUAAAUUUUUUCUUGACUAUACAUAAUUUGAAGGAA
Arvicanthis niloticus (Nile rat) is the source of this 1380-nucleotide messenger RNA. Its product is annotated as la-related protein 1B-like. Gene Ontology annotation, biological process: mRNA stabilization. Gene Ontology annotation, molecular function: RNA cap binding. The record is from RefSeq and is a predicted model, not a curated record. NCBI's taxonomy places the organism in Eukaryota, Metazoa, Chordata, Mammalia, Rodentia, Muridae.